Molecule: messenger RNA, 7245 nt
Organism: Elgaria multicarinata webbii
Lineage: Eukaryota; Metazoa; Chordata; Lepidosauria; Squamata; Anguidae
Gene: CD109
Product: CD109 molecule
Exons: 33
Coding region: 1-4335 (1444 amino acids)
Cellular component (GO): extracellular region
Molecular function (GO): endopeptidase inhibitor activity
Source: RefSeq, a predicted model, not a curated record
AUGCCGCCUUGCCCGGGCGCCGUCGCCGCUGCUCGGAGGGGCUCUCAGCUGCCGCCCUCUGCCACCAUCCCGCUCAUUUUGUGUCUCUUGACAACUUCGUGGGUCGCCGCAGCCUCUGGGCCCACGUACCUGUUAGCAGCUCCUAAAAUCAUCAGGCCAGGAGCAAAUCUGACUAUUGGAGUAGCACUGCUGAAGGAAAGCCCACCAUAUGUUACAAUAAAAGCAGAAGUGGUCUGCGCAAACAACUCGGUACUACACGGAGAAGCCAGUUUUCAAAGAGAUUCAUUUGAGAUGCUCGUUCUUCCAGCUCUUCCCAUUGGCAGUAGCUCUCUUAAUUGUGAUUUACUAGUCAAAGGGUAUUCAGAAGGCCAACUAUUGUUUUCUAACCUCACUGACCUUUCGUUUGAAGAAAAGAGCUUCUCAGUCUUCAUCCAGACGGACAAGUCUGUAUAUAAACCCGGACAAGAGGUGAAAAUACGGGUGGUAACUCUGUAUCCUGACCUCAAGCCAUACAAUACUCCUGUAAAUGUCUACAUUCGGGAUCCUCGACGCAAUUUGAUUCAGCAGUGGUUGACAGAGAAUGGAAAACUGGGCAAGAUUGCCAAGCAGUUUAAAUUAUCCAAACAUCCUGUCCUGGGUGACUGGUCUAUACAAGUUCAAGUAAAUGAUCAAACACACUAUCAAACGUUUACUGUGAUGGAAUAUGUGUUGCCAAAGUUUGAAGUCUUUUUAACAAUGCCUCUGCAUUAUUCUCCAAAAGAUAAGAAUUUCAAUGGUACUGUCACAGCAAAGUACACAUAUGGAAAGCCAGUGAAAGGAAAAGUAACUAUUACUUUCUUCUCAUUGUACUAUGGAAGGAAGAGAACUAUCACUAAAAUAUUGGAGAUUAGUGGAUCUGUGAACUUUACACUUGACAAUCUAGAGAUGAAGAAUAUAACUAACACAGAUCCGGAUGAGUAUAUGUUUCAGCAAAUGCCUAUAGAAAUUACAGCUGUGGUUACAGAAUCACUUACAGGAAUCUCCCAAAAUACAAGUACUACUGUAUUUCCAAAACAUCAUGACUACUUAUUAGAAUUUUCUGAGUAUCCAAGAGUUCUGAAGCCUUCCCUGAGUUUCUUGGCUACGCUGAAAAUAACAAAACUUGACAACAAGCCACUGACUUCUGACGAACGAAAGAAUGAUGUGCUGAUCACUAUCAAAGCCCCAGGAAGAGCUGCUUACAUGCAUCAUCCUUAUGGAAAUGAAUUUCAGGGAAAUGAGUCAGCUGAGUACCUAACCCACCCUGUUCCAGAGAAUGGGGUGAUUCAGAUUGAGUUUCCAGUUCGGGCAAAUACGACAGCAUUGCAUGUUGAGGCCAAAUUUCUGGGGAGUCAGUCUUCUAUAUCCGUACAUGAUAUAUUCCACUCUGCCAGCAUGACUUAUCUCCUGAUUAAAAAAUCAAGUCAAGAUGUAAAGGUUGGGACACCUUUGGAGCUGAAUGUUCAAAGUAAUAGACCUGUGAAAGAGAUCGGCUAUAUGGUAGUGUCUAAAGAGCAAAUUGUGGCUGCAGGUAAAAAGAAGUCCACAGCAUUCACUUUAACACCAGAACAUUCUUGGGCUCCUAUGGCAUGCAUAAUUGCUUACUAUGUGAACGAUAAUGGCGAAGUAAUAAAUGAUGUUCUAAGUGUUCCUGUUCAGCCUGUCUUUAAAAACCAGAUCAACAUGUAUUGGAAUAAAAAUAGAGCUCAACCUUCUGAGAAUGUCACCCUCAAAAUCAGUGUGACAGAACCCAAAACAACUAUUGGACUUCUAGUUGUUGACAAAAGCACAAAGCUUCUGGGGAAAAGGAGUGAUAUCACAGAAGAUGCAAUUCAUCACGAACUAAAUUUAUAUAAUAAAGAACUAUUUUACAGUGAGCCCAUAAAUUCCUUCGGUGUCUUUCAGAAAUGCAAUCUCUGGGUUUCAACUGAUGCCAGCCUUGCAGAAUAUGAAGAUUAUGAUGAUUUCUGGUACGAGUAUGAAUUUUCUCACCCUUCGGUGGGGACAGCAGUGCCUGCUGAUUUUGGUAGUCCCCAUGUAAGGACAAAUUUUCCAGAGACGUGGAUUUGGCGUGAAAUCACGACGAGAUCUACUCAAGCAACAGUGAAUGUUACUGUUCCUGAUACCAUUACUUCCUGGGUAGCCAGUGCAUUUAUAAUAUCUGAAAAUCUUGGAUUGGGUGUGAUAAAAAUGCCCAUUGAGUUAGAAGUCUUCCAGCCCUUUUUUCUUUCCUUAAACCUUCCUCCUAGUAUUACAAGAGGAGAAGAAUUUAUAUUGGAAGUCAACAUGUUCAAUUAUUUGAAAGAAAGCAUUGAGGUUACAGUGACCCUCGAUACAAGUGACACCUUUGAAAUUCUUAUUAUUUCCAAUGAUAUAAAUGCCAUGGGAAACCAGCGGUCAGUACGGGUGCCAAGUGAAGAUGGGAAGACUGUCAUUUUCCCAAUCAAACCAAAGCAAAUUGGAGAGAUUCCGAUCAGAGUUACAGCAAUAUCACCAGUUGUUUCUGAUGCUAUAUUCCAGCAAGUAUUGGUGAAGGCAGAGGGAUUAGAACAAUUUCAUUCACAGGCACUUCUUUUGGACCUGUCCCAAAAAAGUAACCUAGUGGAAACUUUGGAUUUCACUUUCCCCUCGGAUGCAGUACCUGGCAGUGAAAGAGUCCAAGUCACCGUUAUUGGUGAUAUCCUUGGUCCUUCUAUCAGUGGUAUGGAGUCACUGAUCAAGAUGCCUUAUGGCUGUGGGGAACAGAACAUGAUCAAUUUUGCACCUAACAUCUAUGUCCUGGACUACCUGACUAAAAGGGGCAACCUGCAGUCGAGUCUUAAAUCGAAAGCUGUAUCAUAUAUGAGAGAAGGCUACCAAAGAGAGCUUCUCUAUCAAAGGGAUGAUUACUCUUUCAGUGCUUUUGGAAACAGCGACAAUUCUGGGAGUACGUGGUUAUCAGCUUUUGUAUUAAGAAGUUUCAUUCAAGCUCAACCAUUCAUCGAUAUUGAUCCAUAUAUACUGGAGACAACAGCUUCUUGGAUUGUGCGUCAUCAGAAACCCAGUGGAGAAUUCCAGGAGCCUGGAAGAUUACUAAAUACCGAACUGCAAGGAGGCACUAAUACCCCAGUCUCGCUUACAGCUUAUAUUAUGGCUGCACUAUUAGAGUACAAAACGAAUAAGUAUGAUGAGAAUAUAAGAAGAGCAUUGAACUUUCUGGAAUUUAAAUUAAGUGAAGGCAUAUCAGAUAAUUAUACGCUGGCUCUUAUGACUUAUGCUUUGUCACUGGCAAAAAGUGCAGAAUCAAAGACCGCUCUGGACAUACUAAAUGAGAGAUCAGAACAACAAGGAGAUCUCAGAUUCUGGAUUUCACCAGCUUCUGAACUGUCUGAUUCCUGGCAGCCACGUUCUGUAGAUAUCGAGGCUGCAGGCUACGCUCUCUUGUCUCAUGCUAAACAAGACAGAUUAUUAGAGGGGAUCCCUAUCAUGAAGUGGCUCAGUCAGCAAAGAAACCACCUGGGAGGUUUUUCUUCUACACAGGACACUAUAGUAGCCCUGCAAGCUUUGAGUACCUGUGCAGUACACACUACUGGCAUCGAAACUGAAAUGGAUGUAACUGUCGAUGGAUAUAGCGAACAAAAUCCAUCUGUGUUCAGAAUCAAUAACGAAAACCGCUUUCUUCUCAAGACCAAGGAGAUUGCAGCAUCACAACCCAUGGGAAUUAAAGUUUCCGCAAGUGGCCGUGGUUUUGGAAUCUUCCAGCUCAAUAUUAUGUACAAUGUGAAAAAUUCACAUAUCAGCAGAAGGCGUAGAUCUGCACAAAAUCCAGAAGCCUUUGACUUAGAUGUUGUUGUAAAAGAUGACAAAAGUGAUAUAAAUCAUUUAACACUGAAUGUUUGCACCAGGUAUUUGGGUACUGGCUCAUCUUCAAGGAGUGGAAUGGCUCUCUUAGAGAUUGGAUUACUGAGUGGUUUCUCUCUAUCACCCAGUUUCAUGCCAUUAGAUGAUACGAUUAAGAAGGUGGAGAAAGAUGAAGGCAAAGUCCAUUUAUAUUUAGACUCUUUAAACGAAACACAGGUUUGUGUGGAUAUUCCAGCUGUGAGGGACUUCAAAGUGGCAAAUACACAGGCUGCCUCUGUGACUGUGCUGGAUUAUUAUGAACCUAGGAGAAGAGCAGUGAGAGACUAUAACUCCAAAGUGAUGCAGAGUUUGUCUUCUUGUACCUUCUGUGAAAAAGAUGAAUGUGAUCUUUGUGAAACAGAUGGCUCUUCACUAAUUUCCCUCUCUUGUGAACUGUUACUAGUACAUGUAAGCUUGCUGUAUAGUUGGCUGAUCUAAUCACUGAGCAUCGUACCCAUUUGCACUUCUAAGGGUACCAUUGAUCUCAUCUCACCAUCCUGCAAAGGGGUAAUUUGGGCAACUGAGCCUGGGUGCUAUGAGCAUUUACACUUAAUAAGACUCACAGGUCUAGUAUUCCUGACAAGAACUUGCCUCUCCAAAUAUCUAUCUACAGCUAUCAGGAAGGGCCAAACUUCUCACUUAAGUCUACUGAAAGGAAAGGAAAAUUCCAGGUCAGACCAAUCUCCCCAUUUUUAGUCUCAAUGGUAUCUCCUGCACAUAUUAAAGUUCAGGGAUUAACUGCAAAAUCCUAUACAUCUCUACUCAUAAGUAACUCCCACUGAGUUCAGCGGGGCAUUCUCCUAGGUGAGUGGGUAUGGGCUUGCAGCCUAAAUGUCUGUAUCUAGUAACACAAGGAUCAGAUGCAAAUUCUAAAAUUCUGGCUAUGUCAGAAACUUUAACCAUUUUAAAAAAAAUGUAAGCAUUUCUGAAUUCAUGAGGUCAAGUUUAUUAGGAGGAAAAAUUAAAUGGAGUGUGUAUAUUUGAUUAAAGUUCUUUAUUUGUACAUUAAAAUAAGACAGUGUUUUUUAAAAAAGAAAUAGAAUGUUUUUAGUUUUAGGAAUUAUAUAAAAAAGAUUACCUAAGCCUUACAUUCUAUUUAGUUUGUAGUGCAUUUUAGGCUGACUAAACAUCAGAGGUGCUUAACUAGAAAGUAUUUUUGGAUUAGGUUAACAUUUAGUAUGCUGUCCCUUGCAUCCUCAGUUACGUUGUACAAACCCAAAGGCCACUAUAUGCCACGCUUGUAUACGCAAAAUAACUGAGUAACUAGUCAAACAAAGGAGAUGGCCAUCACUGACACACAAGCAGAUGGCCACAUGUCCUGAAAAAAUGAAAAGUGCCUUAACUUUUUUAAAAAAUGUAUCUAGUUAUGCGUGGGUUUUUUUUAAUGAAACAAACAUCAUUGGGUAUUUUUGCAGGUAACAACAACCCGCUGCUUGGGUUAAUCUCUGGGUUGUUUAGCCCUUAAUCAACCUAGUGGUCUGGGAUUGCACCUCACACUGCACAACCUGUGAAGGAGGCAACCAUGGGUUGUGCUGUAAAGUAGAAUAGGCGGAUGUGCUGCAGGCAGCUUGGCCACAUGUCCCCAAUGAUCCCACGGUUUUUAAAUGGAUUGUCCUUACAUGCAGAUCUGGUCUGUGAAAGUAAGAGGUUUAAGGUUCAAGGCUUCCUUUCUUCAACAGUGACCAAUGUAUGUUUUCAUCCUGAAAAUUGUCAGGUGUUUAGUUUAGAGUAUGAAAUUUAUUAAUGCCCCUACUUCUUACUGGGCAGUAAGACAGACUGCUCAAAUGGCUGGUUCUCAGCUGAGCCCAGUGGGAAGCAUCAGCUUGUCCAUGCAAGCCUGUGAGGAAAAAGCAUUAGGAGCUGUGAGCUAUAGUCUGGCUCAGGCACAGCAUCUGUCUAGAUUAGGCAGAAUGAGAGUUCUGGCCCUAGGAAUGUGAAUACCUCAGUGGUAGUAAAACUCCCAUAGUGUCUAAAACAAAAACUCUCUGCUGUGGUUGGUCAAAGAAGAAUGACUUCUAAAACAAGGGGGGUACUUUUGAAAUAGGAACAAAACAAAUGCCAGGGGACAUGUUAAUAUGGACCCAAAGCAGCCUUCCUUUCACUCCAGACAAGGACAUACAGGAACUCCCAAUGUGAGGUAAAAGUAGUAGUGUUUUCCUCAGUCAGCUCUGUUCAAAAUUGAAAUCUGCCUCCAUCUUCCUAAAAAGGAGGUACAGUAAAAGACAAAUAAAAAGUUGCCUAGAACCUAGUACAUGCUAGAUCUAAAUGAAUAUUUUAAUUCUGCCAGAAUUUCAAUUUUUUCUUUUGGCACAAUGCAAAAUUGAGCUUGAAAUUUGAAUUUACAAUAUAAACAUGGAAUUUAACCUCAGCUCUUAAUUGUUUGUCUUGUUGGCAUUCCUUAUAGUUUACAUUUUGGUUAGCAUCAAAUAUGAAAGAUCAUAAGCUAUCAACAUUAUAAUAUUGCCAAGUACGCAAUACCAUUGCAUGUCAGCUAUCAAGUGUGUCCAAGAUCUCAUUGCACACCAACUGUCAAAUACUAUUAGAUAGCGACAAAACAAGUAUUUCAAUAAAGUACUAUUUUGUGUCAAAUAUAGUAUUAAAUAUUCAGGGAAUAUUGAGCAAAUGUCUGAAUAUGCAGACAUAUGUCUUGUGAAUGUCAGACAUCCAGAUUUAGAGAGGACAUUUUUCAGAAUCCCCCCACCCCCAGCUCAGUACAGUAUCAAUUGUUACAUAAUUACAAGCUGUUCAUAUGUACUGAAUUUAGCUAAUACCUACCUGCCGAUUUUGCUUGCACUGGACUGUAGACAUGCUAGAGAUUGCUCUAUUUUGAACAUUUUUUGCACUUGGGGAAAGAGAAGUGCUGUGGCAGUGAAACUAUAUGCAUUUAUGACAUUGAAAUGACACCUGAAUGUAAAAAAAGAAAAAAGAAAAAGUUAUUGUGGACUUCAGUGAAAUAUAUAUUUAAAAUUUAAGGUUUCAAAAAUGGUGGUGGUGGUGGGGGAAUCUGAAUAUCCAGCCAGACCCAGUGGAAUAAUACGCUCAUCUGAUGUACUUAUAAUAAAUGAACUAAUAAUUAGACCAUAUUUUUCUCUGCCAAAUUAAUUAAAGUAAUUAAUUUACUUUAAAGGACAACUGGAAAGAAAAUAAUUGGUUUAUAGUAAUAUAGAAGUUUUCUUUACUGGGUUCUCUAAAUUAUUGUGUUGGCUUUUAAAUUCAGAACACAAAGUGUACUACAUUUAUAGCUAUUUUUCAUAGCUGGGCCAAUUUCUGUAGCCUACCUGUACCUUUCCAUUGAUUCUUGAAGCCAUUGCAAUUGCUUCAUUAAAGAGCAACGUAUUCUUUGCUGGA